AUGAGGCUCUCGUUGCCUUUCACCCUAAUUUUUACCAUCAUUCAAUGCUUUUCAUUAUGUAAAGCUCAGCAUUUCUCAGUGCAACCACCGCAAAACGCGUUUUUCCUUUUCUCUCCAGUGGCCGCAAACUCCACAGAGAACCGUUUGUAUUUACAUGAUGAUUGUCCGGCGGACAGCGAACAAUUCGUUUCCAUAGCCUAUGGAGGACAGAAAACUCCCACAAAACUCCAGUCAACCCUGCACAAUGUGAACUGUGCAGUGACGGUGCGAGUCGUGCAAGACACCAUUAGAUUGGAUCGACCCUUCAUCGAUGUGGUGGCUCAAUCGGAUGGCGCCUCUUUAUCCUCUUUGCGACGAAGGCUCUGCGUUUCAGUGCGUGUCAGCAGUCCAUCUGGUGGAACAGUCACAGCUCAUUGCGAGCUUAGUCCUUUCGAAGAAAGCCGGCACUCAUGUCUUGUAAGAAUUCAGGUCCCGUUUUCUUGGUUUGGUCUUAUUGGAAUAAAUGCAACAAAACAGAUCCUCUCACUGAGCCACGUAACAGCCACCCAUUGUGAUGCACUUUUUUUCGAUCGACCUCAGGUGCCCAUCACGUUGAUCCCUUUUGUUGAAACCGCUCAGGCGCACAUUUUACAUAAAGAAAAUGGCAUGGAAUUAUCGCUGUUGUCGAGAUCAAAUCUCUCCUUUUCGCUCAAUUCGCUCAAUGCCCUUUUCGUGCAUUUAUCUUACAAUCUCACCAAUGAAAAAAACAAAGAAUUGGAGGAAAUCGAGCUAAAAGCUUGGUUGGAUUCUCGAUUCGAAGUUGUGAACGCAGCUUCUUUAUCGCCAUCUUCGUGGACGGUUCGGCCACUCACCGCCGCUCGUCCCGGAACCUAUGUCUCAUUCAUCUGUACUCGUGUCAAUCGAAAUUCGAGCUUUGACGGUCACCUUCUCGCGUUACUCUUAAAGUUGCGUGGAGUGGUUAUCAACGAUCCGGCGCGGCACAGUGAAAGUGUUCUUGAUGGGGACAAUGCAUCGCUUCAUUGGGAGGUACGACGGAAGAUUCGAUCAGAGACAGCUACGAAUAUUUCUCGAAUUGAUGCCCAUCGAGUCGCCACACCGUUUCGUGUAGCUCCGGAUUCGGUUUACUCAAUUGUUGCAAUAACAAAAUCAAACUCGUUGAUAAAUGUAGCGGUACUUUCGGCAACACAGUACUCGCUUCCAAUGCGAAUCAUCUCAGUGACGUUGGGUGGCUCAACCCGAGAUGUAACUGCUCUUUCACAUUGUAUAAGCAGUGAAGUAAAAGUUCUCAAGACGAGUCCCACUUGCUCAUCGGUGUAUGUUGAUGGAUCGGAGCUUCGAGGAAUGCCAGCAGCACGCGUCCAUGUUCACUAUGAGCAAUGGACUACCCAAGUCGCGUUUACUGUUUGGUUCCCGCGUCUGCCAGUUACGAUCUGGCUAAGUAAUCCUGUAUUGCAUGGAAUCACAAAUUGGCCGGUGGCUGUAUGGAAACAAUUGGAAUCCGCCGGAGCUGCAAGACAAUUCGGAUGCACGGAAAGAUUUCAACAUUCUGAGAUAAAAGUACUAGCUUCGUUUCAAGUUGGUGAUGAACGAACAGGAGAAAGAUUAUACUUGGCUGGAAGAAGGGAGAUGCUGUUUGAUGUGACGACACUUGCUGCGUCUAGAGUGCAUUCCGUUGAAAGAUCGGUGGCUGUAAUCAAAAUUGUUGAUGGUCGUUUAUUAGCCUACGCUCAAGACAAAGGCACUUCCAGAAUUGUUCUCAAAUCCUCGGCACCUCAAAUCGAUUACGGUUCAAGUGUGCUCACAGUUUCUCCUAAAAAAGUGACGAUCGUCAAGUUAUCAGCGAUGCCAAUCGUUGCCAUCGAGCCUCGCGUGAUACCGAUUUCGGGUCAACCCGGGCAAUACUUUGUUCAAACAAAUAUUCAAACCGCUUUCACGCAUAAAUAUCAGCAUGGAAGCCUCUCGUUGUUUAUGCUGUAUUCAGACGAACAAAUGGAAUCUCUGUUGGAUGUACCAUUGAAUGAAUACAGCCUUGCUGUUCAUUCAACUGAGGAGCAUUCACUUGCCAUCGCUCAUCGCCAGACUUCUUCCGUUGAUAUGAUUGCAUUGGAUGAUAUUACUGACGCAUCUGUGCGCAUUUUGGUAAGACCACCUGCACAGUGUCGUGAUCCCGAUGGAAAUGCGCUUGCCGAGACCGAGAUCCCGAUUGGACUCACUUUUUCUGUUGAUAGUCACCGAAACUCUGGAAUUUAUACAUCAAACACAACAAUGCCAACAACCACUCCAAGUCACACGAGUCCAUGGAGAGUGGAUACAGUGGCCGCGAUUGUCAUUAUUACAUUGCUUUUGGUUCUACUUUGUCGACUUGUCAGUCGUCGCGCAAGAGCUUUCAACGGGUAUGAAAAGCUGGUGGUGCCACUUUUGUCACGGCUUUCAUCGAGUUCGUCGGGCGGACGCGAUGCCGAGGAGACAAAAGAAUGGGUGUGGAUUGGAAGGCCCACAAAUCGACAAUUCACUUAUCGGCAUGAUAUCCCGAGUGCGGCAAGCAGUUCAGAGGGUGAUUUCAGUGCUAAAGGACAACCAAUUCACUCAUUCUCUCGACGAACCGCCCUCUCGUCAACCUCUUUUGAUGAGCCGAUUCCUUCAAAUAAAUCUUAUCGAGGCUCAGAAAUCAGUGUCUUCAUUUCUCCACAACCAAGCGUUUCGGUGCACGCGAAUAGCAUUGAUGGUGGAAGUUGGCGACAAGAAAGAAUAACGAUGACAAGAAAUCUUCUUCAUGAUAGCACCAGUGAAACAAAUGUGAACACUGGUUAUGAAUGGGGAACACGACGAAGUGCCGGUGAAUGGACACCAGCGAGUCGAUCGUGGGGCAAUCGGAGAAGAGCCACCGACUAUGAGGGACUCCGAGAAACCGUCGCU
Molecule: messenger RNA, 2916 nt
Organism: Mesorhabditis belari
Lineage: Eukaryota; Metazoa; Nematoda; Chromadorea; Rhabditida; Rhabditidae
Source: the annotation of a GenBank genome assembly